GUGUUCUAUGAUCAAAAUCAGGGCAUGUGCUGAUGUGCGAGAGCGGAAACUCCUUCGAAAGGUUUUAAAGGAGUUUCGUACACGUUUUCGGUUUUGACAGUUUUAUAACAUCAUUUCUAGGCAACUAAAUACUUCAUCAUCAUGCCACCAAAAAAGUCAAUGGAAGAAACUGACCGGUUGACCCGAAUAGCUAUUGUUAAUUCUGAUAAGUGUAAACCGAAACGUUGCAGACAAGAAUGUAAAAGAUCUUGUCCAGUCGUAAGAAUGGGGAAACUGUGUAUAGAAGUUAGUCCAAAUAGUAAGAUAGCAGCAAUAUCUGAAGAAUUAUGUAUUGGAUGUGGUAUUUGUGUCAAGAAAUGUCCAUUCGAGGCAAUAUCGAUCAUUAAUCUUCCUAGUAAUUUAGAGAAGGAAACAACGCAUCGUUAUUCAAAGAAUUCGUUUAAACUACAUAGACUGCCUAUUCCACGUCCUGGUGAAGUCUUAGGUUUGGUUGGAACUAACGGAAUUGGUAAAUCAACUGCUCUUAAAAUUUUGGCAGGCAAACAGAAACCUAACUUGGGCAGAUUUACCGAUCCACCAGACUGGACUGAAAUUUUAAGUCACUUCAGAGGUAGCGAAUUGCAGAACUACUUUACCAAGAUACUGGAAGAUGAUUUGAAGGCUCUUAUCAAACCUCAGUAUGUAGAUCAAAUUCCUAAAGCUGUGAAAGGCACAGUACAACAACUUUUGGAUAAGAAGGAUGAGUGCAAAAAUCAAAUAGACAUUUGUAAAAUGUUGGAUUUAAUGCAUAUACGUGACAGAGCCAUUGAUGCACUUUCUGGUGGAGAACUUCAACGUUUUGCGUGCGCUAUGGUGUGCAUACAGAACGGAGAUAUUUUUAUGUUUGAUGAGCCAUCUUCAUAUUUAGAUGUAAAACAACGUCUCAAUGCGGCUGUGACGAUUCGGUCGCUUAUACAUCCUGACAAGUUUAUAAUAGUAGUAGAACACGACUUAUCAGUUCUGGACUACUUAUCUGAUUUUAUCUGUUGUCUAUAUGGCGUUCCUGGAGCAUAUGGUGUUGUUACUAUGCCCUUCUCUGUUAGAGAAGGUAUAAAUAUUUUCCUCGAUGGUUUUGUGCCAACGGAGAACUUGAGAUUCCGCGAGGAAUCUCUCGUUUUUAAAGUGGCAGAGAGCGCAACCGAGGAGGAAGUUAAACGUAUGAAUCAUUACGAGUAUCCUGCGAUGAUGAAAACCAUGGGUUCUUUUACAUUAAACGUUGAGAAGGGUCAGUUUACUGAUUCCGAAAUUCUUGUACUGCUUGGUGAGAAUGGAACAGGGAAAACGACGUUCAUCAGAAUGUUAGCUGGUAAUUUACCACCUGACGAUGGAUCGGAAAGUAUUCCUCAGUUACAUAUUAGUUAUAAACCACAAAAAAUUAGCCCGAAGUCGCAAGGAAUCGUGCGGCAAUUAUUGCAUGAAAAAAUUAAGGAUGCCUAUAUUCAUCCGCAAUUUGUGACGGACGUUAUGAAGCCGUUAAAAAUAGAUGAUAUUAUGGAUCAAGAAGUGCAGAAUCUCUCUGGAGGAGAAUUACAACGAGUAGCCUUGGCUUUGUGUCUCGGAAAACCUGCGGAUGUUUAUCUCAUCGACGAACCUUCCGCCUAUUUGGAUUCCGAGCAACGUUUAGUCGCGGCUAAAGUAAUAAAACGAUUUAUUUUACAUGCGAAGAAAACAGGAUUUGUGGUAGAGCACGACUUUAUUAUGGCUACGUAUUUAGCUGAUCGUGUAAUAGUGUUCUCUGGCACUCCAUCUUUAGAGACUACAGCUCAUAGUCCACAAUCUCUGUUAAAUGGGAUGAACAGAUUUCUAGAACUUUUAGGAAUUACGUUCAGAAGAGAUCCGAACAAUUUCAGACCGAGGAUUAAUAAGAGUCAAUCUGUAAAAGAUUUGGAACAGAAGAAAGCUGGACAAUAUUUCUUCCUCGAGGAAUGAGUGUAAUCUCAUUUAUAAGUUGAAUAGCAGCUGAUAUAAAAUACUAUUAAGAAGUUUUUGUAAAUCUUUAUACGUUUACAAACCGGAAAUGGAUUUCGUACAAUACAUUAAAUGCUACUGGAGCAUACCUUGCGUUUCCUUAAAAUAACAUUCGUUUGGGCAUACAUCUUUGCUUAUACUAUAUUUAUUGAAAUAAAUAAUGGAGAUUCUGCUGAACAUAUUACAAAUUAAUUUAAGAAUAUAUAUACAAUCGUAUUUUUGUAUGAAAUACUGCUGUCAUGAAUUUAUUUAUAUUCAUAAACGUAUGUCAUAAAUCACACUUCCAAUUUGAUGGACAAACAAUAUGCAUUUUUUUGUAUAAAUAAUUUACGCCCGAUUAUGUGUAACAAAUCAAGCGAGAUUAAACAUCUCAUAUAUGUAUAUGUACAUCUGCUAUGCAACACGAAUUAUAUAAUACAUCUGGAAUAAAGAAGAAAGUAAUAUA
This is a messenger RNA of Ceratina calcarata, 2452 nucleotides long. RefSeq names its product ATP-binding cassette sub-family E member 1 pix (gene pix). NCBI's taxonomy places the organism in Eukaryota, Metazoa, Arthropoda, Insecta, Hymenoptera, Apidae. The record is from RefSeq and is a predicted model, not a curated record. Bases 142 to 1968 code for a protein of 608 amino acids. The transcript has 9 exons. Gene Ontology annotation, molecular function: ATP binding; ATP hydrolysis activity.